GGAGCGCCCCUCCCCGUCUGGGCCGCGGUCGGUGCCGGGCAGGCAGAGGGUCGGCGCCGCCAUCGCCAUGGGCACCCGCGACGACGAGUACGACUAUCUGUUCAAAGUUGUGUUGAUUGGAGACUCUGGAGUUGGGAAAAGUAAUCUUCUGUCACGUUUCACACGCAAUGAGUUCAAUCUGGAAAGCAAGAGCACCAUUGGGGUGGAAUUUGCCACCAGGAGCAUCCAGGUGGAUGGGAAGACGAUAAAAGCCCAGAUCUGGGACACUGCGGGCCAGGAGCGAUACCGAGCCAUCACCUCAGCCUACUACCGCGGUGCUGUUGGGGCUCUGCUCGUCUAUGACAUCGCCAAACACCUCACCUACGAGAACGUGGAGCGCUGGCUGAAGGAGCUGCGGGACCACGCCGACAACAACAUCGUCAUCAUGCUGGUGGGCAACAAGAGCGACCUGCGCCACCUGCGGGCCGUGCCCACCGACGAGGCCCGGGCCUUCGCAGAAAAAAAUAACUUAUCUUUUAUUGAAACAUCUGCCCUGGACUCUACAAAUGUAGAAGAAGCCUUCAAGAACAUCCUUACAGAGAUCUACCGCAUCGUGUCGCAGAAGCAAAUCGCCGACCGGUCUGCGCACGAUGAGUCUCCAGGCAACAACGUGGUGGAUAUCAGCGUCCCGCCAACCACUGACGGACAGAAAUCCAACAAACUCCAGUGCUGUCAGAACCUGUGACCUUCUCUAGAUGACUCUUGUGCCCUCCACUUUGUCUGUGCUUCAUUUAGAAACUUGUGUGCACUUCCUAUCUCCUGUGAUUCAGUGACUCCCUCCUCCCUCCUUUAUUCCAUUCCCAAGUCUCCCCUCUCAUAUUAGAGCUUUAAUUGUAGGGCUAACAUCCUCCUGCCUCUGAAACCCCUUCCAUGUGGUGACUUCUGGGCUUGAAAUGUAGUCACUGAUCUGAUAGACAUGUUUGUGUUGGAAAAUCUGCUGCUGGAUAUUAUCCCAUGAAACACUCUUAUCAAAUAGGCUUGUUUUGGUUUUGCUAGGAUUUUUUCAGUUUGGUUUUGUUGUUGUUGUUAUUUUCUGGGAGGGGAACAAUGGGACUUGACUCUACCAGUUGAAGAAAUAACUAUAUUUAGGUGACAAGGUUUUUUCCUCCCAUAAUCAGAUAUCUCUUUUUCUUGUGUUUCUGUAAACAUGGGGGAGAAAUUAAACUAGCUAUCCUGCCAAAUGCUCUGUUUUCUGUCCUGAUGAAGUCUCACAGUGAGGAUUUUAGUGGCUGCACACACAUAAGAAAGCUGUUGAAAAUAACAUUACUUAUUCUGUAAUUACCCCUAAUACAGUUAGUCUGGCUGUGUAGUUUACUGUUUCCUGCUUGGGAAAUCUUUCUCUCUUCUUGUUUAUUUGGGAACAAUGAAAUAUGUCUGCAUUGCUUUCUCUGCCACCAUGAAUGCCUGUGCAGGCUUUAUGAAGUGGCGUAAUAUUUAUUCAUGGCUUAUGUUAAUCAGUUAACAUUAUUGUACAGUAAGUGCCAGCACAUUGAUUUCAGAAACCUUUUGCAGCCUGUACAAGUAGGCUUCUUUUUGUACUGUAGGUCAGUGUCUGAAAGCAGGAUCUGCGCUAGUUCCAGGGGUUUUUUUUUGCAUGCUGCUUUUUCUCUAGAUCUCUCCUGCCCCUGUCUGAGUGAGUGAGGCAAUAUUUUCAUGUCACAUAUAUACCUGCACUUGUAAGGGUUUUGGUUGUUGUAGAGAAACACAAUACUUUAUACAUUUUGUAAAACUUCUGCAGAUCCAUAGUAUCUGGAACUUUCUCUUCAUGAUCUUUCACUAUUGACCUCUACUAAAAUGCAUAAUAUUAGGAUUUCACAUAAUAACUACUAAUCUGUUGUUUUCUUCUUACCGUUUUACUGAACUGCAGACUGUAACUCUUAAAUGAUUGUACUUCACUGAUGUAACAGAUUUGUCAUCGGCAGGGCUAACUACUGUAAUUCUUCAUUGUGCUGAAUGGGAAGAAUGUUACCACAACUUUGUGUAGUCAGUCUCUUGCUUGCUUGUGCAAAUCUCUGAUGGCUUUUCAUCACUCACUAGCUCUUGCACACCUGUAUCCCCUCUGGUAUCCGCUGAAUGUUCUGAUGGCAAAUACUGGGUGAAAUGGUCUAAAGGAAGAGCUGGAAAGCACCUGCUGCUCCCUGAAGGCUUGUGGCACCAUUUGCAGUGAGUUUUUGCUCUGUAUUCUGAGCCUGUACCUCACUGGAUGAAUCCCAGCUGCAUAUUAGUGAGUUGAUUUUUCUUUACUGAUACAAAGCAAAUAUGAAACUGUGAAUUGUGCUUGAAGAGGAAAUCUGACAUUCCAGUCUCAACUGUUCUGUCUGGUUACGUAAUAAAAUUAAGGGCAGUUAACGCUGA
Melozone crissalis (California towhee) is the source of this 2394-nucleotide messenger RNA. It is a transcript of the gene RAB11B, whose product is annotated as RAB11B, member RAS oncogene family. Gene Ontology annotation, molecular function: GTPase activity; GTP binding. The transcript has 5 exons. Bases 68 to 724 code for a protein of 218 amino acids. Gene Ontology annotation, cellular component: recycling endosome. The record is from RefSeq and is a predicted model, not a curated record. Gene Ontology annotation, biological process: constitutive secretory pathway; regulated exocytosis. NCBI's taxonomy places the organism in Eukaryota, Metazoa, Chordata, Aves, Passeriformes, Passerellidae.